GAUUUUACUUUGAUAGAACAGCAAACGUCCACCAUGAAAGCCUUGGUUCCUCCAUUGCCCAUCUAACAUUUCCUUGGCCCUCUUUCUCUUUUCUCAUCUAUUUUUCUCCUGAUAUUUUCAUUCCCCCCAACGCUAAGCAUCCUGAUCUAAAGGGUAACAAACAGAUAAAAAAAUGUCCCUUUGUUUCUCUUCCAAUAUGUUUACUCUCCAUUCACCCAAGUUUCAAAGCUAUAAAACUCGCUUCUCUUCUCAGUUCAUCAAUCAAAUCCAGGUACCAUCUCUUUCCUGUUAUUUAUCAUCUUCUCCUUUAAAUUUAUCACUACCCUUUAAGUUUAGUAAACAAAGGUUCAACCCCAUCACUGCUUCAAUUGCUACCGUUGAAGCAACCCAGUCUUCGUUUAGAAGCAAGAAUCCUAAAGAUAUUAACAUUUUGGUGGUGGGUUCUACUGGGUACAUUGGAAAUUUUGUAGUUAAAGAGUUGGUUAAUAGAGGGUUUAAUGUUAUAGCCAUUGCUAGAGAAAAGAGUGGGAUUAGAGGUAGAAACAGUAAAGAAGAGACCUUGAAUCAGUUGCAGGGAGCCAAUGUUUGCUUCUCUGACGUGACCAAUUUGGAUUCUUUAGAGAAAUCAGUGAACGAUUUAGGUGUUUCAAUAGAUGUUGUAGUCUCGUGCCUCGCUAGUCGCAGUGGUGGUGUUAAGGAUUCAUGGAAGAUUGAUUAUGAGGCAACAAAGUACAGUCUUAUUGCUGGAAAGAAUCAUGGAGCUCAGCAUUUUGUAUUACUCUCUGCAAUUUGUGUGCAAAAGCCCCUUCUUGAAUUUCAGCGAGCGAAGCUGAAAUUUGAGGCUGAAUUGAUGAAAGAAGCUGAAGAGGAUAAUGGAUUCACUUACAGCAUUGUGCGGCCAACUGCAUUCUUCAAGAGCUUAGGGGGCCAGGUCGAGUUGGUUAAAGAUGGGAAACCUUAUGUGAUGUUUGGGGAUGGAAAGUUGUGUGCUUGUAAACCGAUUAGUGAGGCAGAUUUGGCUUCGUUUAUUGCAGAUUGUGUUUUGAGUGAGGAUAAAGUUAAUCAGGUUUUGCCAAUUGGAGGGCCAGGAAAGGCAUUGACACCAUUGGAACAAGGGGAAAUGCUGUUUAGACUAUUGGGAAAGGAACCAAACUUCUUGAAAGUUCCGAUUGGGAUAAUGGAUUUCGCUAUUGGGAUUCUUGAUUUCCUUGUUAAGAUCUUUCCUUCAAUGGAAGACGCAGCCGAGUUUGGCAAAAUAGGAAGAUAUUAUGCAGCUGAGAGUAUGCUGAUAUUGGAUCCUGAGACUGGAGAGUAUAGUGCUGAGAAAACACCAAGUUAUGGGAAGGACACACUGGAAGAAUUCUUUGAAAGGGUGCUGAGGGAAGGGAUGGCUGGUCAAGAAUUAGGCGAACAAACAAUCUUCUAAUUGUUGCUGGCUGAUAGAUGUUUGUACAUUUGAAUGUGAAGUAGAGUCAAUCAAUCAGUUUUGUAACAAGGCCUGCUUGAAGGUAUGCAAUUUGCUAAUUUCUAAAUCUGCAUACUAUUAUGCAAAUUGCAAGCAAAACAAAAUUAUUUUGUGAAGAUAAAGAAAAUUAUAAAUUCAUGUCAUGUUGAAUGCUUGAGAACUGUUGAA
This is a messenger RNA of Manihot esculenta (cassava), 1633 nucleotides long. Its product is annotated as divinyl chlorophyllide a 8-vinyl-reductase, chloroplastic. The coding region runs from base 173 to 1426 and encodes 417 amino acids. Lineage: Eukaryota; Viridiplantae; Streptophyta; Magnoliopsida; Malpighiales; Euphorbiaceae. The record is from RefSeq and is a predicted model, not a curated record. The transcript has a single exon. Gene Ontology annotation, molecular function: oxidoreductase activity.